AUGUUGAAUGAUUGCAGUUUAUCAUACGAUGCUUCAUAUGUAUUUAGCCAUGCAGAUUCUAUUAAUCUAUGUUCUGGCGGUAAAUUCGAAUUUUUGAUUGACGAAGUUGCAAAGCCAAUUUAUAUUGAUGAUUAUAAUUUUUUGAGAAAUGCUCAUGAAAUUCUCAUUCCUCAUCAAAGCAAAGAUAUCAUGAUCCAAAAGAAAGAUGGUACUUGGACAGAUUUUGAUAAAGCAAUUGAUAUUAAUAUCGCUGCUAUUAAAUCAAAAUCAGGGGAAAAAGUUCUUAGAUUCGAAUUCCAUUAUACCUUAUUUGGUUGUAUCGAUGUAAUUUUGAAUCCAAAAGAAAAUGGUAUCUACAAAGGUAAAGGUCUUAAUCCAAUAAAUGAAACAAUGGUAGUAGUUUAUUCUUGGUACCCAAUUAAUUUCUCACAGUUUUGGAAUUAUUCAAAUUAUAAAACCAUUACCAUCUAUGACUCUAUUGAUAGAAACAGACUACAAGAUGAUCAUUAUUUCAUUGGUGUUACAUGCGUUAGUCUUCGUAUUAGUACUCUCAGUUCAGCUGAACUUGGCUUUGCUUUUUAUAAUUUCUCAUGA
Molecule: messenger RNA, 594 nt
Organism: Trichomonas vaginalis G3
Lineage: Eukaryota; Parabasalia; Trichomonadida; Trichomonadidae
Exons: 1
Coding region: 1-594 (197 amino acids)
Source: RefSeq, a predicted model, not a curated record